AGCUUGAGCUGUUGAAGCCGACUUCAAUCUCGUAAUUCCAAUAACACCCAUCACCCAAACCCAAGUUGCACCCCCACCAUGCGACACAAACCAUGGGCAAAACCGUAAUUUCCCGCAUAGCCAACGCAUCUCCGAUCAUAACACUGUGGGAGGAGGCGCUGCCAUGGCUUCGGAUGAACAAUCUUCUUGAGCCCUAAAAACUCAACAUCACAUCUUCAUAACAAUAUCAUCAUCAUCAUUAUUAAGAUCACACAAGGUUUUAUUCUUCUUUUGUCAUUGGGAAAACCGGGCUUCACUUCCAUGUGCGGUGAUACCACAGUAUUGCCAUGCACGUCUGUGUUUACGAAUCUUGCGACACAGAGACUGUUAAUAAACUGAUGCAAUGGCAUCGUCUGGUAAAUUCGACCUGUCAUCUGUUAGCCCGGAUAGACCGUUGUACAGCUCUGCACAGCGCGGGUCCUACUCAGCUGCUUCACUGGACAGAUCGUCGAGUUUCCGUGAAAAUAUGGAAAAUCCAAUCUUAUCAUCUCUUCCAAGCAUGUCAAGAAGUAACUCAACUGUUACACAAGUAGAUGUAACCAAUUUUUUUCAAUGCUUGCGGUUUGACCCAAAGUCAAUGGCAGCUGAACAUAAAUUCAAUCGAUAUGGGGAUUUCAAACGACUUGCAAGUGCUGUCGUUGGUUCACCAGAUGAGUCACCGUCUGGUUUGUUGAAGGGCAAACUGCGUAAUUCCUCGCCUGAGGAUCUCAAACGGUUAAAGGCUGGUUUGCGGGAAUCCACCAUUAAAGCCAGGGAACGGGUGAAGGUUUUCAGCGAGACCUUAUCAGUGAUUAACAAGUGUUUCCCGAGUAUUCCUUCAAGGAAGAGAUCAAGGCCAGAUGCUUUACCUGGCGAUCGAUCUAGUGGUUUACUAUUAAAUCGUGCACCUAUGGGGGCAGGUGUCGGUAAGAUGGGCACCCAAAGUCAUUCCCUCACAAAUACAUUCGACUUUGAGCAGCAGAAGGUCGAAGAACGGGGUAAAAAUGCCAUUCCUAACAAAAGAACCAGAACUUCAAUGGUUGAUCAAAGGGCGGAGGUGCGUCCAAACACUCCUGCUAGAUCAUCGGGGCUUCCAAACGGCAAUACUCCUCAGAGCGAGGAUCGGUCAUUGCACAUUGUAGCCGAUGGUUGGGAAAAAACAAAAAUGAAGAAGAAACGUACUGGAAUAAAAGCUGAUAAUGCCCCGAGUCCAAAUUCAAUGUCAACAAAAGCUAUCAAUGGAUACAAAGAACCCAAACAAGGAAUGCAUGCAAGGCAUCUUUCUGAUUCCAUGUCACGGUUAAAUGAUUCUCAUGGGUUAAGGCCCGGAGCUGCUAAUGGAAUAAUUGGAGGCGUAAAAAUUGACGGUCCAGCUCAGCAGGCAAGUGUGGGCAUACGGUCUUCCAUCCCAAGGCCUGAACAAGAGACCACAUCUCUUCAUCAUGAUAAAAGAGAUAGAAGUACUAGUUCCGAAAAGGAAAGGACAAAUCUCAGAUCAGUUAAUAACAAGUCCAGUUUCCGAGAUGAAUUUAUAUCUGGUAGUCCUACCUCUGGCACAAAAUUGCACGGGCCAGCUCGAGGUCCAAGAUCAGGGUCAAGUGUUGUGCCCAAAUCAUCAACGGUGGUUCAACGAGCAAAUGCUUCCAGUGAUUGGGACAUGGGUCAUGUUACCCACAAGAACCCUGGUCAGUUUGGGUCCAAUAAUCGUAAACGUACACCCGCAACACGCUCUCCAUCUCCCCCAGUAGCACAGUGGGCUGACCGUAGGCCCCAAAAGAUAUCACGUACCGCAAGGAGAACAAAUCUUGUCCCUAUUUUAUCUAAUAGUGAUGAAGCCCCUGCUUUGGAUAAUAGUCAUAAUACCAGUGAUGUUACUGGUAGUGAAAGUGGGCCCGGGUUUUCCAAACGGUUUUCCGCUAGUUCUCCUCAGCAAUUCAAAUCAAAAGGAGAUUAUCUCCCAUCAUCUACACCAUCUGAAAGUGAGGAGUCUGGGGCUGCUGAAAUUAGAUCUAGAGAUAAGGGGAAGAAGUCUUAUGAAGUAGAAGAUAAAGGUGAACCGAAUGUUCAAAAGAUGUCAACUUUAGUUCCAACAGUAAGAAAGAAUAAGAUGGUGAAUGGGGAAGAAGUUGGUGAUGGAAUUCGUAGACAAAAUAGAACCGGGCGAGGUUUUGGUUCUUCACGCGGUGUUACACCGCCAGUAGAGAAGAUUCGCCAUGUGGGAACCGCAAAGCAGCUUAGAACUGCUAGACAGAGUUUUGAUAAGUCCGAAAGCAAGCCAGGUAGGCCUCCCACUAGGAAACUCUCUGACCGCAAAGCUUAUACUCGUCAAAAGCAGACCGCAUUCAAUGCUGCAGUAGAUUUUCCUGUUGGUUCUGAGGAUGGACAUGAAGAGCUUCUGGCUGCAGCUAAAGCGGUUACUAAUCCUAAUCAUGCUUUGUCGAGUCCAUUUUGGAGGCAGAUGGGACCACUUUUCGGUUUUGUAUCUGAUUUAGACAUGUCGUAUUUAAAGCAACAGGGAAGCACUCACUCCAGUAUUAACACAAAAACCCCAGUUCACCAAGACAUUGAUAGUUCUGGCACACUAAUUAACGGAGCAGAAAGCAGAAGUGUUGAACCAAUGGGUCCCGGGGAAAUUCCCCUUUCUCAGAGGCUACUUGCCGCGUUAAUUUCAGAAGGGGACGACGAGCUUCCCUUUAACGGGAAUAAUGAUCACAACUUUAAUGUUUAUGGAUCUGCAUUUGAGUUUGACACAGAUCUAGAGUCAAACACCUUCAAGAAUAGGUCAUUGCAAAACUAUGAACUCGUUGGACGUGGUAAUUUAAGUGGUCAUAGGAAAAACUCUACACUGGGUCCGCCAGGUCAUCAUAUUGUGUCCAUGCCAGAUUCGACAGCGGUAACUGGUUUUGACCAUUCUUAUAAUGGUCUACUUUCAGAUCCAGCAAUGACAUCUGGCAUCACCUGGUCAGAUUAUCAGUAUGCUAACGUGCCAUUGAAUGAAAGACUUCUUAUGGAGAUUCAGAGUAUUGGACUCUAUCCGGAACUUGUGCCUGAUUCACCAAACAAUGGGAGUGAAGGCAUUAGUGGAGAAAUUUGUCGACUUGAAGAAAAACUUCAUGAACAGGUUUCCAGGAAGAAACGCUUGCUUGAUAACCUUUUGGAGUCCACUAACGAAGCAAGAGAGCUGCAAGAGAAGGAAUUUGAACAACUUUGUAUCGACAAACUCACUGCAAUGACUUAUCAAAAGUACAUGAGUUGUUGGGGUCCUCACGCACCUAAAAGUGUCGGUAGUAAAGUAUCCAAGCAAGCUGCUUUAGGUUUCGUGAGUCGAACACUGGAUCGAUGCCACGAAUUUGAGUCAACAGGCAAAAGCUGCUUCACUGAACCCGUAUAUAAGGAAAUGAUCCGAUCUGGAUCAUUACACUUAAAUGGCACGCAAUUCGAUGCUGCAACCAAUAACGAAUCUGGUAAAAUUAAUGGGAAAUCCAUAGAAAGAGUGUCAGUAGGUACACAACUAAGCCCUUCGUUAAACAACCAUGACAUGUAUUCGUCUGACGCAUUCCACUUCUCUGAGCAAACUAGUGGCAAAGAUGAAAAUAUAUGGUCAAGCAGGGUCAAAAAGAGAGAAUUAUAUCUUGACGAUGUCGUUGCUGGUACUUCUUCCGGCUUUGGAACAACAAUUUUAAAUACUGCAAAAGGAAAGAGAAGUGAGAGGGAUCGGGAGGGUAAAGGGAACGGUUUAUCCAGAAACGGAGGCCCGAAAGUUGGGCGACCCGCAUCCGGUAACGCUAAGGGUGAAAGAAAGAACAAAACAAAAUUAAAGCAGAAAACAACCCAAUUAUCUGCAUCACUCAAUGGCCCGAUUGGAAAGAUUUCAGAUCAAAACCGAACGUUUUCUUCAAUCCCUACGUCUUUCGAUAUGAAAAAUAAUAAUGUUGUCAAAGAGGAAGAUGAGUAUAAAUUCUUGGAUAAUAACACCGAGGAGCCGCUUGAUUUUUCACAUAUGGAAAUACCCGAUGUUCUCGGUGAGCAAGGGGAGGACAUAGGCUCAUGGUUGAACAUCGAUGACGAUAUAUUACAAGACGACGAUUUUAUGGGGCUUGAGAUUCCAAUGGAUGAUUUAUCCGAUUUGAAUAUGAUGGUCUAAUAAGUAAUAAAGUUGAUAAUGUUAUGUUGUACAGACAUGUCGAGUAUACACUGCUUACAGACGAAAGAAACAUAACCGCUGGUCUCGAGAAAUUCCAGCCUGUGAUUGGGCUUCCGAAACCGAUUCUUUUCAGAAUCCAAUCAAUACAUGUGUGGAAGGAUGGAUUUCGAUGGUAUGGAUUUUGCCAUUUUGGUGAUAUUUAAUAUAGUGACUUAGGGUUUGUAAAAAUCUUUUUGUUCUCUACCCCGACGCAUAACCUAGUUUGUUCCACCACCCACUAUAUCUUAGGAAACCCGAUUUUUGGUUGUAGCAUUUAAAGAUCAGGGGACAAUACCCCUUGUACAUACAAGUUAUGUUCUCAAUAAAAUCAGUUCAUUCUUAAGUCCAUCACAGGCGUAUUCGUGUGUGUGUGUGUGUGUGUCAUCAUCAGGUACAGUAAUACUUCUAGUAACGAGAAGCAUCGCGGUUCUGGGUGCAAUUUGAAGAAUUAGAUUCCAAGGUAUGUAAUCUGUAAUUCUUUCAGUGCCAUAGUUCAUAGUUGUCAAUAGCGAUUGUAGUGAUCGCUAUAGCGCGCUACGUAGCGUUUAGGUCUCGUGUCGCUAUUAGGGUUGUAGCGAUGGAUAGCGAGAACAGCGCCAUUUUUUUUUUGUUUUUAGUAUAAAUAGCAAUUAGUAUAGAUAUAAAAUAGCUGGAUUUUAGGUUUUUGUUAAAUAUACAUGUAAAAUUGCAUAUAUACAAGGGUAUUUUGAUAUAAUAUACGUAUAAAUUUUUUGAAAUUUCUUUUUCUAGUGUAUCGCUAUUUAUAAAUAGCCACCUGUUAUUUAUCGCUAUUCGCUAUGUAGCAUAUAGGUACCCUAUCUCUAUUUGUCGCUAUUCGCCAUUAACAACUAUGUUCAGUGCAAAUAAAGUCUUUACUAAUCCAUUUCUGUAAAUGACCAAUAAACUUACCUAUCGCUAUCGGCUGUGUUAUUCUGUUAUAAUUAUUUCACAUCUUUCUCGGGACCAUGGAUUCCAUGUUUCUGUUAUUGCGGGUAAGUCAUCUUGAAGUUUUAGCCGUGUUGUAUUUUGACAGUUUCGGUCUUUAGAAUAUCUGUUCUCACAUUAUUCUUGGACUUUAGCUCAAAUGAGGCUCGCUCAAAUGUUUUUGUUUUGCACGGUCUUUUUGAUGCUCAUAUGAAGCUCAAAUGUUUUUGUUUUGUGCAGGUUUUUUUUAUAGGGACAUACGGAGAACGCUGACUUGUUUCACGGGACGCUAAAAACGAUCGAAAGUUUCGAAUGUGUUUUUUUUUCCGUCUUGGUAUGCAUUCUUUCAUGUGAACAUUGUAACUAAUCUUGGAAUACAGUUACUAAAGUUAUAUAACUGAAAUUAUAAAGAAAUAGAGACCCUGUUGGCAAAGUUGUAUUUCUCAGUAUUAAUAGAGAUUGCAAUUCAUCUU
Messenger RNA from Helianthus annuus (common sunflower), 5598 nucleotides. RefSeq lists its product as uncharacterized. The transcript has 15 exons. The record is from RefSeq and is a predicted model, not a curated record. NCBI's taxonomy places the organism in Eukaryota, Viridiplantae, Streptophyta, Magnoliopsida, Asterales, Asteraceae. Bases 383 to 4162 code for a protein of 1259 amino acids.